CAACAAAAUUGUUAUAUUAAGUUUAAAUAUGAAAUUCGCAAUCGUUUUAAUAAGUUUUCUUGUAGCAGCUACAGCUACUAUUGUACCUCGCCCUGGAUUCCCAGAAGAGGACACUUUCCGUGGUCGUGUAAUUAAUGGAAAACCAGCCCAAGUUGGAGAAGCACCAUAUAUUGUUUCGUUAACAAGCAGUCCUUCUGGUUCACACUUCUGCGGUGGUUCUAUCAUUCAUGAACAAUGGGUUCUUACAGCUGCUCAUUGUAUUCUAGGGGGAUCUAUUUACGUUCAUGCUGGUCUUCAUGAUAGAAACAAUAAAAAUGGACAAACUGUUCGUGUAGAAAGAGUUUUCUCUCAUGAGAAAUAUGGAGGUGGAGUUGGGCCAUAUGAUAUUGCUUUGUUACGGUUAGAAUCACCAUUGACUUUAAGCGAUCGUGUUGCUGUUGUUUCAUUGCCAACAGCAGUAUCACAACAAAAUGGUGUAUGCAGUUUAUAUGGAUGGGGUAAAGACACACCAUGGGGUGGAUUACCAAAUCUUUUGCAAACCGUAACAACAGAUUUAGUUCCAUAUGCUGAAUGUGCUCGUAAAUUACCAAGUGGAUCACCAAUUCACUCAACUAACAUUUGUUCCGGAUCACGCAAUCAACAAAUCUCAGCAUGCAAUGGUGACUCUGGUGGUCCAUUAGUACAAAAAGAAAAUGGACAAACAGUUCAAGUAGGUGUUGUUUCAUGGGGAUACAUUCCAUGUGGCCAAGCAAAUUAUCCUUCAGUUUACACACAUACUGGAUCUUAUUUGGAAUGGAUAAGAAGCAAACAAGCUCUCUAUUAAAUAAACAGUCCUCAAAUCAAACUUUAUUUAAAUCC
Messenger RNA from Condylostylus longicornis, 858 nucleotides. RefSeq names its product lectizyme-like. The record is from RefSeq and is a predicted model, not a curated record. Lineage: Eukaryota; Metazoa; Arthropoda; Insecta; Diptera; Dolichopodidae. The transcript has a single exon. Gene Ontology annotation, molecular function: serine-type endopeptidase activity. Bases 29 to 823 code for a protein of 264 amino acids. Gene Ontology annotation, biological process: proteolysis.